ACUGGCUAGAACGGCCGCUCCGUGACGGCGCGAUUGGUCGGCUAUGUGAAGCGGCUCUUUGCUAUUGGCUGAGAGAACCACUACAGUUAUUCCGCCAUAUUCCGGGAGUCCGGUGUUCUUCGGACGGGGCAGUCCGGCGGAGUGGUUGCCGUGUAGGCGUAGCGGAACCCCGAAGCAGACAGAGUUGCCGUAAACUUGGCGGGAGUUGGUUAUUUCAAGGACUGUCCGGGCUCCGCAGGUGGAUAAGGAAAGUCUUCACAUGACAUCACGGAGGAGCGAGUGCUGUUCCCGGCCCUGGCUGUAGGGGGCGCCGUUUGGUCAUAUGGGCGGCCGGUGUUCAUUGCACCAUGUCCUGUUUUCUGCUCUGCUUUCCUCCAGGGGUCACAGGUGACUGCUAAUAGAGCCCCACCCCCCCAGGAGUGACAUUCUGGUUUGAUUACUACUGAAGCUGCCUGGCUGACCUGUUCAGACUGUACAUGUGCUUCUCCUGAGACAAUCCUAACAUUGGAUAUCCUUCGUAUCAUGCCAAGCAAGAUGGGGUCCAAAAUGGAUUUAUCAAAAGACAUCAUCAAAAUGAAGGCACACUACAAUGGCGAUAUUCUGAUCACCCGGCUGGGAGCAUCCAUGAGUUAUGAUGAGCUUUGUGAGGAAGUGAGAGAGAUGUGCCGCCUGCGCCAGGAGCAGCCUAUCACAUUGAAGUGGAUUGAUGAUGAAGGCGAUCCCUGUACUAUUUCUUCACAAAUGGAACUGGAAGAAGCUUUCCGCCUAUAUACCAUAUACAAGGAGGAGGGCCUCAGCAUUCAUGUGUUUCCUAGCAUCCCUGAAAAGCCAGGCAUGCCCUGCCCAGGAGAAGACAAAUCCAUCUACCGUCGAGGGGCCAGAAGAUGGAGGAAGCUCUACCGAGUGAAUGGGCAUCUGUUUCAAGCCAAACGCUUUAACAGAAAAGCCUACUGUGGCCAGUGCAGUGAAAGGAUAUGGGGCCUUGGCAGGCAAGGCUACAAGUGUAUCAACUGCAAACUACUUGUCCAUAAACGCUGUCACAUACUUGUCCCACUGACCUGCAAGAAGCAUAUGGAUCCGGUCAUGCCUUUCCAGGAGCCGCGCGUAGAUGACAAAAGUGAUGAGGGCGAAAUUCCCCCUGAUGAAACAGAUCAAAUUAAUAUUAUCCCCAAACCCCGAAAAAUUGAAACACGGAAAGAUGGCUCUGAGGACAUCAAACCUGUCAUUGAUGGAAUGGAUGGCAUUAAAAUCUCCCAGGGUCUGGGCCUGCAGGACUUUGAUCUUAUCCGAGUGAUUGGAAGAGGAAGCUACGCUAAAGUACUUUUAGUGAGGUUAAAAAAGAACGACCAGGUGUUUGCCAUGAAGGUGGUGAAGAAGGAAUUGGUGCAUGAUGAAGAGGAUAUUGACUGGGUACAGACAGAGAAGCACGUAUUUGAGCAGGCUUCUAAUAAUCCAUUUCUAGUCGGUUUACACUCCUGCUUCCAGACGCCAAGCCGGUUAUUUUUAGUUAUAGAGUAUGUCAAUGGAGGUGACCUCAUGUUUCAUAUGCAAAGACAAAGAAAACUUCCUGAAGAACAUGCCAGGUUUUAUGCUGCUGAAAUCUGUAUUGCUCUAAAUUUCUUACAUGAAAGAGGAAUCAUCUACAGGGACCUGAAGUUGGACAAUGUUCUGCUCGAUGCAGAGGGUCACAUCAAACUGACAGAUUAUGGCAUGUGUAAGGAGGGUCUGGGGCCAGGAGACACAACUAGCACUUUCUGUGGAACGCCAAAUUACAUUGCUCCUGAAAUUCUCCGUGGAGAAGAGUAUGGCUUUAGUGUGGACUGGUGGGCUCUUGGGGUCCUAAUGUUUGAGAUGAUGGCUGGUAGAUCCCCAUUUGAUAUAAUAACAGACAAUCCAGACCUGAACACUGAGGAUUAUCUUUUCCAAGUUAUCUUAGAGAAGCCAAUUCGGAUCCCAAGGUUCCUGUCUGUUAAAGCCUCCCAUGUAUUAAAAGGGUUUUUAAACAAGGAUCCAAAAGACAGAUUGGGGUGCCAGCUACAGACUGGGUUUGCUGAUAUCAAGUCGCACACCUUUUUCAGAAGCAUAGACUGGGAUAUGCUGGAGAAGAAACAGGUGGUUCCACCCUUCAAGCCACAGAUCACAGAUGAUUACGGUUUGGACAACUUUGACACACAGUUUACCAGUGAGCCAGUGCAACUUACACCGGAUGAUGAAGAUGUAAUAAAACGAAUAGACCAAUCAGAAUUUGAAGGAUUUGAAUACAUUAACCCAUUGUUGCUGUCAACGGAGGAAACCGUAUGAAGGACCUUAACAUCUAUGAAAAAUAAAACCGUGAUUGAUCCAAACUUGUAUCCUUAACUACAGUAUAUGCAUGCGAGGCUGGAAAACUGACACCAGGUUCUUAGUACUGAGCAGCACUACAGGAUUAGCUGCUGAGGGGGAGAUCUCUCCCCCAGGUAUUGGCUGCUCUUUUAGACCAAGAGACAGUUCUCCGGCUGAGUUACACAAGGGAUUCACUUUUUGUGCCUGCCUCUUUGAAGGGUCUACAAUGUAUGACAACUCCAUCCGAGGGCACCUGCGUGGAAGAACUCUUUAUUUCAGGCAAUCAUGUAAGCAAGCCGCUUCCAUUAGUGCAUUAGAUGCCAUGUGCUGCAAACCAAGAGGAGAGGAGACCAAGGAAAGGACCUGGUGUGAACUUUUUACUUUAUCCUCCCCAAAUCACUUUACAUGGCACUUAUAAAAUUGGGGUAUUAAGGCAAGCUGUGUUUCUACUGGUUACAUACAUGUUUUUCAUUGACUGGAAACCUAAGAUAUUAAUUGCACUGGAGUUAUAAGGGUAGAUAAAUAUUUGGAUUAACAAACAAAAGCUAACACAGCAAUAUUGCACUUAAAGAUAAAUUCUAGAAUGUCUGGUUAUGGUAAAGGCAAUAAAAACCAAAACAAUUUGUUGGGAGGUUAAAAAAAAAAAAAUGCACAUUUGAAUGGCUUUCUUAAGAUCCAUAAUGUAAUGUGCCUAACUCUUAGCUUGUAAUGUAUGACAUUUUGCUAAUUGGGUAAGCUCUAAUGCAGUAUUCCAUGCAGAUCAAGCCGCCCAGCCAUAGAUCCUGAUAACAAAUCCCUUAGCCUUAACAGGUGGAAUUGUAUUCUUCUUUCACUUCUAAUGCAUAAUAGCCUGCAUCCUUGUCAAGCACAUUUUUUUCUAGUUGUUAUCCGAUUUAUUUUGUUUUGUAGCUGCUGGUCACAAGGAGACCGCCAAAUCCGUUACAUAUCCCAUAUAUGUCAUGUUACACAGGACAUUCCAAACAUGAGAGAUUUGAGGUUGAUUUAUUAAGGCCUUUUGGAAUUGUGGUAGGCCAUUUUAAAAACUGCUGUUCAAUGUCGGAGUAGUGGUUAAGGUAAUAUUCUAAGGUUUACACAGGAUACACUUGCUUUGUGACAGAACCAGCACUUGAGUAGAGACUGCUUGCAGCAACCUUUUUCUGUAGAUGAUCCACUAACCCACAUCUUAAUCUGAUGGAGGUGAAUCAAAUUAAAUUAUUAAAGAAAAUAAAAAAAUGCUCAAGUUGUUUUGGGGACCUGCUUACAUUUAAAGAGUGGUCCUUCUGUGGUAUUCUGCUUUUAGUUUGUUUGGAUUGACCAGUGAGAGCCAAAGGAGAUCCAGACUUGCACAGUAACAGCUAUGAAGCAGAGCUGUUGCUUGAAAAAGUUCUGAUCAUAGAGAUGAGCAUCUAUAUAGCACUGGUGGUUUUCUGACAGCCAUGCCAUCUGAGCUUAGAAUAAAUUAUAUCACUUCCCAAAGAUCUUCUAUACAAGUUAGUGUAAAAUGUUUUAUAAAGUUUUGUCUGAAAGCUGUCACAUCGUAUUUAUGUAAAAUUCACUUCUUGCUUUAUAAUACUGAAUCUCAAGUAGAAAGCAAAUAAAAAAAAAAAAAAAAAAUUCAUGACCAAAGCAAAUCUUAGUUUGAGGCACAGCAAUGAUACAGUCAAGAGGUUAAAAGGUACAAUACCACAAGAAAAAUUAAGGCAUUUAAAAGUCACCUUGCCAGCCUUAGUUGACAUUUUCUAGUGUGGGUUAGGGAACAAAAACAAAACGUGAUUUGUUGCUAUAGCAACCAAUCUCAAAACUUUCACUUCUUCAGGUUUAUAAAGCACAGCGUACCAUUUUUUACAUAACAAUCGGUUUCAUUCUCAAAUCAAUGUGGAUUUAUCUGCACUCAGCUGAUUCUUAAUCUGCUUUUCAGCCCUUGAAAAUGCCUUGAACGGUAUCCAUAGGACUUAUAGUUAAUUUAAUCUUUGAAUUAUAUUUUUGAUGAGCAGAGAAUGCUUACAGCAAUGUACAUAUAAGAUAGUUUUAGGUAGGUCACCAUCUAUCAAGUCAACACCAGCUAUGUAGUGUGAAGGCCUACUCUAGCAAUCAGUCACAACUACAUGUAGCCAUAUAGACACAAAAUUGAAGUUGGUAAAAAUAAAUAAAAAAUUGUCAGUAUUGACAAAGGGGCCAUGUCUGGAAGGUUGUAGCAGGAAACCUGACCACAACGCGUUUAUAUGCAGCUACAACUUGCUGGUGUGCCAUUGUCAUCAGGAGCUGCAUUGGAUAAUAUGAGUAGCUACUGAGUCUAGUGGUUCUGUUGCUGGCACUUGCUUGUACUUUCUAGGAAACAGACAAACAAAAACACUAAGGAGAAUAAAUCUAUAGUUGCUACAAAAUCAGAGGUGGGACACUGACCUUAGUGUGUAGACAGCAUUAGAAUAUAACGGUUGUUUACAGAUCUGUUCGUGUGGGAUCAAAUCACUUUAGACUAAUCAUUGAUUAAAGGACUGAUGAUCAGCUGCUACUGCACAUUGCUUUUUGCCUUAUUUACAUACAUACAUUUGCUUAAUAAGUCGGCCUAUUUUACACAAUGUUCCCAGUUUUGCUGGGUCUUGUGAUCAUGGAGUUUCAUUUUUUCUGCAGGAUUUUGUCACAUACAGUCCAUGAGAAAAAUCUGUCAGUGAAAACUGGACCCCACUUGUAAAGGCUGCAAGAAAUAAAGGGACCUGAGAACCUUGAGAUGUAAAUUGCUAUUGGACACCCCCAACCCCCUUCCAAAAAUAAAUAUACAUUCACACAUAACAGCCCCAGAACCAGCUCCCAUCUCUCUAACCUUACUUUAACAUCCUAAGGCCGUCCAUUCAAAUCACUUUUACUCUAUUAAAGCAAACCUGUUAUAGAAUUAGAAAAGAAGGUCCCAGUAAAGAAGUGAUAUUCUACUUACCUGUCCUGAUUUCCCAUCUUCACUCUAUUCAAAAGCUACAGUUCCUAGAGAAUCCUCCUCAUCUGACACACUUUUGGGAGUAGAAGCUUCCUAGUGCCUCACACUGAACCGUGUGGUUCUUUCCAGCAGCCCCCAACAUCAUUACUGUGUUCUACAAUGAAUGACAUGGCUGGUGGUAGGAACCGCAGGAGUCCAGAAAGUGGUUGUUUUAUCAUAUGACAUUUUCCCUUCAGCGUUUCAGAUGUUUGCACUGUAGCAAUUGAGAAUAAAGAUCCGCAGCUUGGGUUGCAAAGCAGGCAAGUAAUGUCUCUUCUUUGCAGAGGAACCGUCUCUACUUUUUGGUUUUGCAGCAAGCCCAUUUUAAUGCACAAUUAAAAAAAAAAAAAUCACUCAAAAUAUCCAGAAGUACCCACUGAUAAAAAGAUUUUUGAAAAUAAGUCCACCCUUUCACAAACUAGAUGUUCCUCAAAUUUGUAAUUUUUUCCCUGUCUUUCAAGUGUGAUUCCUGAGUGAUCGCUGCAGUUUUGUGUGUUGGAUUGAACUAUGCUGCAACACUGAGUGUAAAGGGUUUGGUCCUGUGUAACUUCAUGUGCUUGUUUUGUGCGGGAUGGAGAAAGCAGAUGUAUAUUUGCUAAAAAGUUUAACACGAAAAAAAAAAAAAAAAAGAAACUUGAUUUUAUACAUUUAAUUUAAGGCAUUACAAAAUAUUCCUGUGUUGCCAAACAGUUUUUGUUGCUCAUAUGCAAGUGUAUGAAAAAAUGUUUUGUUUCACAAUGAAGGGGAAAUUUUUUAUAUAUAUAAAAAGUAAUUGUUUUAUAAAUUAAAGAAAAUGAAGGCUGUAAUUAAUAUUGGUUUUUGGGGGGGAUGACUAAUAUAUUGAAAAAUAUGGCUCUGGUAAUUAUCUAGUCGUCUUAUUUGGAAUAGUAAAUGAACAUUAUAGCUAAUUUAAUGAUUGUAAAUCAGUAAAUAUGUUCUUGUAGUUUUGUAAAUUGAAAUGAGUUAAGACCUUGCUAACUAAGUUAAUUGUGCAGAGGAUGGUAUACUAAUCCAUUAAACAACUAAGAUCAUUUAUAUUCUUGCACAUUAAAGACUUUAUUGAAAAAUG
Messenger RNA from Rana temporaria (common frog), 6359 nucleotides. It is a transcript of the gene PRKCZ, whose product is annotated as protein kinase C zeta. Gene Ontology annotation, biological process: protein phosphorylation. Gene Ontology annotation, molecular function: ATP binding; protein serine/threonine kinase activity; protein binding. Bases 523 to 2301 code for a protein of 592 amino acids. The transcript has 19 exons. The record is from RefSeq and is a predicted model, not a curated record. Lineage: Eukaryota; Metazoa; Chordata; Amphibia; Anura; Ranidae.